GACAAAACAAAUGGCUCGGCUUCCUGCAGGCCACCUAAACAGCUAUCGCAAUGUGGGCAUUGAUCAAGCCAGCUGCCAGGGCAGCGGGCGCAGGGCUUGGGCACUGGAGCCCAGCCCCGGACCGCACCUCCAGCAGUGCUGGGUGCAGAAGGCAGUCACUGUGGCAGUGGAGAGAAGGAGUGUGUACCCAGACACGUGUUGCUUCUGGGGUAAGGUUCUGAAGGCUGAGUAGCCAGCGGGAUGCCCGGCUUGCUGAAUUGGAUCACGGGGGCAGCCCUGCCCCUCACCGCAUCUGAUGUCACCUCCUGUGUCAGUGGUUAUGCCCUGGGCCUAACUGCCUCCCUCACCUAUGGCAACCUGGAAGCCCAGCCCUUCCAGGGCCUCUUCGUGUACCCCCUGGAUGAGUGCACCACGGUGAUCGGCUUUGAAGCAGUCAUUGCUGACCGUGUCGUGACAGUACAGAUCAAGGACAAAGCCAAGCUGGAGAGUGGCCACUUCGAUGCCUCCCACGUUCGAUCCCCAACAGUCACAGGGAACAUUCUGCAAGAGGGGGUUUCCAUCGCCCCUCAUUCCUGCACACCGGGAAAGGUGACCUUGGACGAGGAUUUGGAGCGGAUCCUGUUCGUGGCCAACCUGGGGACCAUUGCCCCCAUGGAGAAUGUCGCCAUCUUCAUCAGCACCUCCUCGGAGCUCCCGACGCUGCCCAGCGGGGCUGUGAGGGUCCUUCUGCCGGCUGUCUGUGCCCCAACUGUGCCCCAGUUCUGCACCAAGAGCACUGGCACCUCCAACCAACAGGCCCAGGGCAAAGACAGGCCCUUUUCCAGCAAAGACAGUGCCUGGAAUAAGUUGUGCCUGGCAACUCUCCUGAACACCGACGUGUCCAACCCCAUGGAGUAUGAGUUCAACUUCCAGCUGGAGAUCCGUGGGCCAUGUCUGCUCGCAGGGGUAGAGAGUCCCACACAUGAGAUUCGUGCCGACGCCGCCCCAUCUGCCAGCUCAGCCAAAAGCAUCAUCAUCACCUUGGCCAACAAGCACACCUUUGACCGGCCUGUGGAGAUCCUCAUCCACCCCAGCGAGCCCCAUAUGCCCCAUGUCCUGAUAGAGAAAGGGGACAUGACGCUGGGAGAGUUUGACCAGCACUUGAAGGGAAGAACAGAUUUCAUUAAAGGGAUGAAGAAGAACGGCAGUGCAGAGCGGAAGACAGAAAUCAUUCGAAAACGCCUCCACAAAGACAUUCCCCACCACUCCGUCAUCAUGCUCAACUUCUGUCCCGACCUCCAGUCAGUCCAGCCGUGCCUGAGAAAGGCCCACGGGGAGUUCAUCUUCCUCAUUGACAGGAGCAGCAGCAUGAGCGGGAUCAGCAUGCACCGAGUCAAGGAUGCCAUGUUGGUGGCCCUUAAGAGCCUCAUGCCAGCCUGCCUCUUCAAUAUCAUUGGGUUUGGAUCCACAUUUAAGAGCCUUUUUCCUUCCAGCCAGACCUACAGUGAGGAGAGCUUGGCCAUGGCUUGUGAUGACAUCCAGAGAAUGAAGGCCGACAUGGGUGGGACCAACAUCCUUUCCCCUCUCAAGUGGGUCAUCAGGCAGCCAGUGCACCGAGGCCACCCGCGGCUCCUCUUCCUGAUCACAGAUGGCGCUGUCAACAACACGGGGAAGGUGCUGGAGCUGGUGCGAAAUCACGCCUUCUCCACCAGGUGCUAUAGCUUUGGAAUUGGACCCAACGUCUGCCACAGACUGGUGAAAGGGCUGGCAUCUGUGUCCAAGGGCAGUGCUGAGUUCCUGAUGGAGGGGGAGCGGCUGCAACCCAAGAUGGUCAAAUCCUUGAAGAAGGCUAUGGCCCCAGUCCUGAGCGAUGUGACUGUGGAGUGGAUCUUCCCUGAGACCACUGAGGUCCUGGUCUCACCCAUCAGUGCCAGCUCCCUCUUUCCUGGAGAACGGCUGGUAGGGUAUGGCAUUGUAUGUGAUGCUUCUUUGCACAUCUCCAAUCCCAGAUCUGACAAGAGGCGCCGGUACAGCAUGCUGCACUCUCAGGAGUCUGGCAGCUCUGUCUUCUACCACUCUCAGGACGAGGGACCCGGACCGGAAGGUGGAGACUGUGCCAAGAACUCGGGGGCACCCUUCAUCCUAGGGCCGGCCAAAAAUGCCCGGCUAGUCAGCGGAGAAUCCACCACCAAGCACGAUCUGAACCUCUCUCAGCGACGGAGGGCAUACAGCACCAACCAGAUCACCAAUCACAAGCCCCUCCCAAGAACCACCACAGCAAGUGACCCCAUGCCAGCUGCCAAGAGAUACCCACUGCGGAAAGCCAGGCUGCAGGACCUCACUAACCAGACCAGUCUGGAUGCCCAGCGGUGGCAGAUUGAUUUGCAGCCCUUGCUGAACAGUGGUCAGGACCUGAACCAGGGCCCCAAACACCGUGGCCCAGGGGCCCGAAGGCCCUCUCUGCUGCCCCAAGUCUGCCAGCCCUUCCUGCCCUGGGGCCAGGAGACCCAGGCCUGGAGCCCUGUGAGAGAGCGGACUUCUGACAGCCGAAGCCCCGGAGAUCUGGAGCCGUCCCACCACCCCUCUGCCUUCGAGACAGAGACGUCCUCGUACUGGGAGCCCUCAGCCGAGUCCCAGGAGCGAACCAGUCCCAGCAGGCCCGCCACCCCGGGCCCGGUGCUGGGCAAGGCCCUGGUCAAAGGCCUGCACGACAGCCAACGCCUGCAGUGGGAGGUGAGCUUCGAGCUGGGGCCCCCUGGACCGAAGCGGGGCGGUGCGCGGGAUGCCGACCUAUGGAGCGAGACCUUCCACCACCUGGCGGCCCGCGCCAUCAUCCGCGACUUCGAGCAGCUGGCGGAGCGCGAGGGCGAGAUCGAGCAGGGGUCCAACCGCCGCUACCAAGUGAGCGCCUUGCACACCAGCAAGGCCUGCAACAUCAUUAGCAAAUACACAGCCUUCGUGCCUGUGGACGUGAGCAAGAGCCGGUACCUGCCCACCGUGGUGGAGUACCCCAACUCUGGAGCUGCCCCGCGUAUGCUCAGCUCUCGGGCCCUGGCCCAACAGUGGAGGGGCACCUCUUCUGGCUUUGGACGGCCGCAGACCAUGCUUGGAGAAGAUUCGGCACCAGGAAAUGACAUGGAGGCAAGUCCCACUGCUCUCUUCAGCGAGCCCAUGUUCCCCAGCCGCGAGAAGCACGGUGCUUCUGAAGGUCCCCUGCGCAGCCCGGCCACAAAUACUCUUUCUUCCAUGAAGGCCUCAGAGAAUCUCUUUGGAUCCAGGCUAAAUCUCAACAAGUCCAGGCUACUGACGCGAGCAGCCAAGGGCUUCCUGAGCAAGCCACUGAUCAAAGCUAUGGAGUCGACCUCUGGGAACCAGAACUUCGACUACGUACCACUGGUGUCUCUGCAGCUGGCCUCCGGAGCCUUCCUGCUCAACCAAGCCUUCUGUGAGGCCACGCACAUCCCCAUGGAGAAGCUCAAGUGGACGUCCCCCUUCACCUGCCACCGAGUGUCCCUCACCACCCGCCCGUCUGAGUCCAAGACCCCGAGUCCCCAGCUGUGCACCAGCUCCCCGCCUAGGCACCCCUCCUGUGACAGCUUCUCCCUGGAGCCUCUGGCCAAGGGCAAGCUGGGCCUGGAGCCGAGGGCAGUGGUGGAGCACACUGGGAAGCUGUGGGCCACGGUGGUGGGGCUGGCAUGGCUGGAGCACAGUUCGGCCUCCUACUUCACUGAGUGGGAGUUGGUGGCUGCCAAGGCCAACUCAUGGCUGGAGCAGCAGGAAGUGCCCGAGGGCCGCACGCAGGGCACACUCAAGGCCGCUGCCCGCCAGCUGUUUGUGCUUCUGCGGCACUGGGAUGAGAAUCUCGAGUUCAAUAUGCUCUGCUAUAACCCGAAUUAUGUGUAGUUAGGUGAGGGGGAGGCUGGGCAGAGGGAAGGGCAGGGAGGACAGGGAUGGGCAGGGCCAUGUUGGCCUGGUUUGGGGGAGCUUUUGGAGCUGUAACCAAUAUAUCAGUUACUAGAAAGAGCCCUGGACUGGCAGCCAGGAGGCCUGAGUUCAAUCCCAACUUUGCUACCAUCCAGCCAUGCAACUUUAGGCCAGUCCCUGCCCCCGUCUGGGCCUCUGUUUCCUCAUCUAUAAACUAAGAGGGCAAGAUGAGGGAGGUGGAGUGGAUCUCAGAUGGUUCAGUGGUUCCUUUCUGCCCAUUCAGGCAGUCCCGGGCCGACUGCUGCUGGGGCUGGGGAGGGAAGACGCAGUGGAAGCCUGAGCCCUCUCUGGAGGUAGACGACGUGGGCACAGAAUGCACACAGCAAUGCCCACUCAAAUAAAAGGGUGGAUGAGAGAACCCAGCAACCGCAAGUAACCAGGCCUACAGGCUUGCAUAGGCACAUAGAGACUAGCAAGUCUGGUGCUUAUAGGACAGGCUCUUGUCUCCACGGUAACAGCCUAGGACCCCCCCCUAAAUCCCACUUAAAAGCCAAUUGGAGAAGCAUCCUUCUCAAUGCUUUACAAAAGAGUCGCUCGGGGGCCUUUUGUUUUGGCUAGGAAGCUUCCUUAAUACAUACUAGUAUUGCCUUGCAGAUCAUUAGUGGCUCCCUCACUAAGAAGAGGUGGUGGCAGGACCAGGAGAGACACCUUGUGAGUUGACGUGUUAGAUUUAAGUGACAGUCUGUGCAAAAAUAGUCCUAAAAGAACAGGCAUGGUCACAGAAGUCAAUGAAGACACCAGCCAACAUCUUACUUAAUUUACACACUUUGAGGAAUUGGGUAAAGCGAACUGCAUUACUUGUACUGAGGCACGAGGGAGCCACCACCAAGUAGGUCGCACCAUGGGAUCAGAGGGCCCUCUCGAGCCAUGCCACGCUGUGGGAGAGAGGCACCAUUUUGCAACAGAGAACAUGCUUGGCUGCAGUGCCUUUGGGGAUGGCAGCUCUGGCCAGGGCAGGCCUGAUUUGUUUGGUGAAAUAAACGAAUUGACACUUCAGGCAGGAUCCCCUAGGGGCUUCCCACCCUCAAGCCCACUGUGUGAUGCCUACAUGGGGAAUGGAGUGCUGUGGCCUCAGAUACCCUAAUGGCUGGCAUUGAGCUGCCCAGUCUCCUCUGCCCCACUGACUCCCCUGGAGGUGGGUCUAGACCUCACCAAGGAACCCCACCAGCUUGGGACUUCAGGCUGAAUCUAUCCACCCUAGAAGCCCCCUCCUUCAAGGCCUUAAUCUCUCCUCACCAAAUUCCUGUCCCAACCUUGGAGUGAAGCGCCACAGACUUCCCUCGUGGGAAGGCCUUGAGAGCUUAGCUUAUCAAACCAACACGUGGUGUCCUGUGAGCUCUGGCGCAAGCCCCGGCCUCAGGAAGACUUGAGGGGUGUGCAGCCUCCAGCAGGGGCUGGAGUCAGGGAGGAGCCUCCAGCAGAACGCCCACUGGGCACAAGGGGAGAAAAUGCAGCCCCAACAUGAUAUGGUGCCCUGCCCCUCACCCCCUACCCCUCCAUCUAUGCCACAAGUCUCCCACGAGGGAUUCUCACAGCCCUUUUGAAUACUUAAGAUAAAAUCCCAUUGCUGCCUCGUGGACCGGCUCUGCUUCAGACUUACCCUCUGGGGAGGAACGCAGGCAGGCAGGCCUGGACACUGUGGCCAUCACAACCCCAGGUGGGGCAGGAUGCCAAUCUGGGGUGUUGGCUCAAAGUCAGUGCCACCAAGGCGGGUAAGGGCUUUGGGUUGUCUUGCUCCAGGCUUCCAGGAGAUGUGAGCAGAGCUUUGUCAUCUCCCUGCACGCUCCCCAUCCCCUGCCAAAAUCACUUCUUUAGCUAUGCAGGCAGCAGCCUCAGCUUCAGGGUUAGGGUGGCCGGGGGUGGCAUCUACUUCCUGCACCACAAGUAAUGGGAAAAAAAAUGCCAGGUUUUGAGUCAGAACGCCCAGACUCAGGUCUCAGCCUAGUACUAGUUUGGGCAAGUGGUUUCUCCUCCUAGGUGCCCUGGAUCUGGGGCUUUCUCCUGCUCUGACAGUCCCAGACUCUCUGCCUCUGAGAUGUUUCCCUCUUCGUGAACAUGAAUUUGCUCGAGUUCUCUGUGUGACCUUGAACAAGUGGCGUGUGUGUACUGGGCCUCUUUCCUCCUCUACAUAACCAGGCUGAACUGAGCUGUCCAGCACCUCCCCGCCCUACCAGUUGAGUCUGAUUCUGGGUCUCCAGGCCUCACCGUGGACAAUGGCCAGGGCUCAAGGUGAACCGGUCUGUGCCAGCAUAGAACUAGUGCUAUGAGAUGCCCAACAGGAGCAACCAAGAAAUCCAGCAAGGUGGUGGGCACGCCACCCACUUCUCUAGGAAUGUUCCUCAGACUCUGCUCCCGCACCAGCCACCGGAGCUCUGCAACAUGUUUGAGGCCCAAGAAAACUGCUGAUCUCUGCAACCCUGGCUCCCCUGCCCAGCCCCAAAGGUGCAGAAGAACAAAUCUUCAUUGGUUGCAAAUAACCCAAGAGCUAUGGGGGCAGGUCUGGACAAGAGACAUUUUUAAAGAACUUCGGUGGUAUUGAGAUGACACGCAGCCUCAAAAACGUGCUACCAGGACUGCUAGGCAGAGGACCUAGGGGACUCGCUUUAAGGAAAAGAUAAGAAGCUUCGGUAAUUAGUACAUGCGUUGAAACUAACAGAGUUCUAAAGGUUCUCAAGCAGGGAACACAUUGCCCCUGCAAUCUCAUUUACUUUGGGUUAAUCUGGUUUAACUUGUUAAACCAGCCCUUGCUUUCUAGGUCAUACAAAGGAAUAUUUAUGCCGUGCACUGUCUGAAGAAAGGGCUAAUGCCACCGUAUGACAAAGCCCAGCCUCCAGGCUGCCCUCAGUGGGAAAAACACUAAGCUGAGAGUUGAGGAACCCAAGCAUGGGUCCCAACUCCACCACCAGUGUGCUGUGUGACUUCUGGCAAAUUACUUGCUUUCUCUGAACCCCUGCUUCAUCUUUUGUGGAGUGACGGGGGUUCACAAGAUCAGCAUUUCCGACCCUGUUCCUCACUCAGUUGAGACGUGAAUAAGCAACCUAUGAGAAACUGUGCUAUGGGCAAAGAUGUUGAGGAAGCAGUAGGAGGACAAACUUCUUUAGGUUAGGACAACCUGACCCGUUAAUAUGUUACUGUGCGUUGUCAGGCUCUGAGCAGGUGACCCAGCAGCAGCUCUUCUCUGGUUACUAGGUUGGAAAAUGCUGGUCUAGAUCUCCCUUAGGGCUCCUGGGGCACUGGCAUUCAGAAAGCCUUUACUGGGUGCCUACUGUAUGCCAGGCAUGGCAUACUGGGGUACCAAAGUGAAUAUACGAGGUGCUGUCCCUGUCCUUUUUGGAGCUUGGCAAGGAGCAUUUGAAGAGUCUCUGCUUCAUGAAUCAUUUUCCCACUCCCUGGUUCUCUAGGUGGGUUUGUCUUCACUGGCCCUAGAAUGGUCCUGCCAUCUGUGGGUGAGGCCUCGUAUUAGCACUACCUAGGUACCCUUUGCGCUAACGGCCAGCCCCCUGAGCUUUCAGACACUCAUUUAUGGUAUGGGUCCAGAUGACCACAAUAGCGCAUGGUACUGCACAGCCAGAGGGGAGUUCGUGCUGGGGUCCUCCUUGUCCAGGUGGAGCAGGAAUGUCCCUGCAACACAUUACCCCGAGGGCCCAACCUCCCGCCACACACAGAUGCAGAACCCUGUCUCUGAGGCCCCUCAGCUCGAGACCAACUCCAGAUAUCAGGAUAACUGGGCCCCAUCCUUUGGCAGACUUACACUGGACUUGUCCAUAAGCAGCCUCAGUUUCCAGCCAGCACCCAUGUUUCCCCAGCCAGUCCCCUCUCUGUGGGCAAAAUGAAUGGCAUCCCCUGGCCUUCACUGACCUGAGCUGCCACUCACUGCCACUUGCUGUGGCUGAUGAAUGGACUAGCUGCUUCUAAGACUAGAUUCUGGUGGGCUUUCACCUGCUCUUCAGAGACAUGAAAAGCAAGGGUUCCUCCUUCUCCCUUCCAGCUGGUUCACCAGGAACAGCUGUCAGAAAAGGUUUCUGGAAGUUUCCUCUAGAUCCUGACUUGCCCUCUGUUAAUCCCUACCCUUAUUUGACGGCCAUGCUACUGUUCCCCUUCUCUCUUCCUUGGCAGGGACUCCCCAUGAGAGGGAAGGAGGAAAGGGGUCUCCCCCAUCUGUGUACAGUCUGCCCCCCACCCUGCGAUUGCCUGCCCCAUUGACCUGCCUGGCUGGAUCCUGUGUGACACCCCAGCACCUAUCAUUCAGGGGUCCAAAUGCCCAAAGGCACGUCUCUCUAUGUGCCCAUUAUAACAUCUCUAAGUGGUUCCUAGAUUCAAAUGCAUUCCAUACUUUUAGUGCCCUGGGAAAGGAGAGGGAAGGGUACUGUCACCCCAGGAAUGGGGCACGUGCUUAUUGCCUUGGCACCUGGAAGAUUUUGUUCUCACCAAUCUAGCAGAGACUAGAGAAGUCAACAGAAAAAAGAUGGACACAUUCUUCAGCUGUAACAUAGCAUGCUCUGCAAAGCCAGUGUAAAAAUAACCGGGGCAGGGGUGUGUGUGGCAUUUUGCAGCUGGGUAAUCUGAUCUGCAGAGAUCUGUCCAAGGUCAGGGGCUUGGCAGCAGCUCCUGGCCACGCCUACAGCUCCCAACCGUGGACCUCUCUGCCCCGUGUGUCCAGCCCUGCUCCCAGCCCGUUGACUUUAGCCUCUCAACAGCACUGCCUCCCUGGGUUACCCAGUGAGGUGGGAUUUUUCUCCUGUUCAUGCUGCAAAUCUCCUUGGCUCAGGGCCAGCCGUCUUGAGCUUACAGCCGCGUCCCAACGCAAAGCGCCUCAUCUCAAUGCCGCUGACCGUGGUGACACAUGUGGUAUAGUUUCACUAUCUGCCCAGGUGGCUUUGGCUCAAGUGGCAUGGCUGGUGCUUGUCCCCGUCAGAGCCUCAAGUGCCUACAACAUGCUACCCGUGCCCUCGCCUGCUCAUCUGUAAUGUCCCCACAGUGCCUGUGACACUUUCUUCUUCUUGGGAUAUGCAUCACCUGCUUGCCUGGUAGCCAAUUACAUAGAUAUCACGGAAGCCCUGGAUGUCAGCCGUCUAAUGUCCACUAAUACUCAGCAAAUCCUGCCCUGGGGCUGUGUGUGUGUGUUCUCAAAGAAAUGGCUUCUUUGUAUAUGGUGGCUACUGUUUUCUAGGCUUGGAGCUGAUAAAAAUUGUUGAACCUGA
Molecule: messenger RNA, 9164 nt
Organism: Nomascus leucogenys (northern white-cheeked gibbon)
Lineage: Eukaryota; Metazoa; Chordata; Mammalia; Primates; Hylobatidae
Gene: VWA5B1
Product: von Willebrand factor A domain containing 5B1
Source: RefSeq, a predicted model, not a curated record